Anopheles funestus (African malaria mosquito) is the source of this 5945-nucleotide messenger RNA. RefSeq names its product ras-related protein Rap-2a (gene Rap2l). The transcript is spliced from 5 exons. NCBI's taxonomy places the organism in Eukaryota, Metazoa, Arthropoda, Insecta, Diptera, Culicidae. Gene Ontology annotation, biological process: Rap protein signal transduction; negative regulation of cell migration. Gene Ontology annotation, cellular component: plasma membrane. The record is from RefSeq and is a predicted model, not a curated record. Bases 2165 to 2713 code for a protein of 182 amino acids. Gene Ontology annotation, molecular function: GTP binding; GTPase activity; GDP binding.
AGUCCGUUUAAUUUAAUUCUGUGUAAUUGGCUUUUCCUAAACAGAAAAUGCUUUUCACUGUUGGGUGUGCAACUGCAGCUGUAUUUGUGCUUGUUUGGCAUUGUUUUUCACAUGGUUGAGAGGCAAAUUCUAGCAGUAGGCAAUGUGUAUGGUUGUCCAGUAGCAGGCCACCGUGUAAAAUUAGUUGCUGUAGAAGAAAACACACAAUCAUCAGCCGCUCCCUGUCGCUGGAAGAACGAUGUGUUUUAAAAAUUACAGUGCAUCAGAAAUAGUUCGCAGUAACGCGCGUACAAUUAAUCGCAAAGCAAAAGCGAAGAAAGUAAUGCUGAAUUUGGCCGUUCAAUGACACGCGUAAUGAUGUGCGGCAGUUUGUUUGCUGCGAACGGCAAAUGUGCUUAGUUUCAAUCCCCAAUCGGGACGGACGAUAUUCCUAAGCGCUCAUAUGGAGAAGAGGCGGAAAUUAUGCUUCCCAUCCCUCGCCCGUACAUCAUAGACCAAGUGUGUGUGUGUGCGUGUUUUGUGUGUGAUUUCCAUGUGGAACGAAGGCGGCGCAUGUAUGGAAUAUGAAUAGGAUAAUUAGAAUGCAGUUGACCGGACCAGUCAGCGAGGAAAGCAGCGUCACAAACAAACGAACCCAGCAGCAGCAACAGCAGCAACAGUGUUUUGAGUGGCACGCAACAAACAUAAACAAUCGGUUUGUCGGUCUGAUCUUUCCAGUUGCAGCUUGUUGUGAAGCAUUGCACCGGCUACAGUACUACAGCCUUGGCAGGAUUAUGAUGCACUAGAGAAGAAGCAGUAAGUCUAGAGAAGAACACAAAAAAAGGGAAGGAACCUCAACACAUUUCGCAAACAAACACAGGCCUAUUGUUGUUGUUGUCUUGCGCCUCAACGUAUCUAACUCCUCGUCUGGCCACAAUCCUGAUGCCACAUUGCUCAAACGACUACAGUGCUCAAGCUACAACCUAGCAUCCAAGCGAAGAAAAAAGUAAUAGUUUUUAUCUCGGAAAACAAAAAAUAGUCUAGCAUCUUUUGAUGGACGAAUUCGGUAGGGUGGUGAGGUUACAACUGAAGCAAUAUCAUCAUAAAAGCAACUAACGAGCUGAUCAAUUGUCAAUUUGUAAGGAUGUUUCUGUUCUAGACUUCUUCGCUUCCCAGACCGCAUAUAGCAGAAAGUGAUCAUCAAGUUAAACUGAUGGUUUACAACACGAUUAGUGCAUAGGAAGGAAAAGGCCAUCUCAGCAUAGCAAGUGCACACAAUUGCGGCGUAGAUCGUCUUAUCAGUAAAGCAAUACGAAAAAGAAAGAAGUUUCCUUAGUAGAAGAGGCUUCAACUUCACACACAGUUGUACGCUAGCAUCAUUUUCCGUUAUCAAGUGUUAACAAUAUUCGAUAUUGCUUGAAUGAUGAUGUGUCGUUUGAUCUUCGGUGGUUGAUUUAGCGCACAAAAUUAACACACCCUUGUCGAUCGACCGCAAAACCGAUCACACACAGUUAAAUACAUUCCGUGCUCCGUGGAGUUUUUGAUGUUUGUAGUGUGUGUGUGUUUUCCCCGAUAGUGUUUUCCUGCCUCAUUACCAACAUCUGUGGCAUUUUUAAUGUGUAUAUGGUUGAUUGUGAGGUGUAAAUGUUAGCUUACGAAAAUCUGUUUUGAUUGUACUGUUGACCGUUCGGGUGUGUGAUGAAGAAAAGCAUAUCCUAAUUACGAAAAAUGCUCGUAUUGCCUUCCGGUAGUCAAAUGUAACCGGUUACAAAAAAGGCCUUUCGCCCGGGUAUAUUGUGUACCCCCCAGUGUUUUUGUUUGCGUGACGGUGUUAGUAAUUUGUCAAUGCCAUAAAAUUAUGGUUAAGAAUGAUAAGUGACCGGUGAAGUGCAACAGCGUCCUUGUUCCAGCUAUACGUCAACAAAGAUCCUGUUUUCGUUCCAGUUAGUAAAAGUGCUACACGGGUUAUUUGUUGACUGUCAACAUUUGCCAAUAAUUUCCGUUUGAAUGUUGCUCACAAUUUCCCAAAACAAGUGAGUUUUCCAAAGCAAGUGAGUGUUUCCCAUUCGGAAGAUCGUUUCAAUCGGCCACAGUGAAGUGAAGUGUGUACUACCACCAUCAACUGUGUUAGCGGAUAAUAUUUACAGUACAUCAACGGGCUGGAAGAUAAUUCACACGGUUAAAAAUGCGUGAAUUCAAAGUGGUCGUCCUGGGGUCCGGCGGAGUGGGAAAGUCAGCCCUAACGGUGCAGUUCGUUUCGGGCUGCUUCAUAGAAAAAUACGAUCCAACCAUCGAGGAUUUUUAUCGAAAAGAGAUUGAGGUGGACAAUUCUCCUUGCGUGCUGGAAAUUCUGGACACGGCAGGCACCGAACAGUUUGCCUCGAUGCGAGACUUGUACAUCAAAAAUGGUCAUGGCUUUAUCGUUAUGUAUUCCCUAACAAACCACCAGACAUUUCAGGAUAUCGCAAGUAUGAGAAAUGUGAUCAGUCGUGUGAAAGGUAGUCAGCCAGCACCAAUCCUCCUAGUCGCUAAUAAGCUAGAUUUAGAUUGCCAAAGAGAAGUGUCCACGGCCGAAGGUAAUGCCCUUGCGGAGCAGUGGGAUUGUCCGUUCAUCGAAGCAUCCGCGAAAGAUCGCAUCAACGUGAACGAAGUCUUCGCCACCGUUGUCCGAGAGAUGAAUAUGACCUCCGAAAAGCGUCAGAAGAAAAGUUACUGUUGUUGUACAUUAUUAUAGAACUGGCAUUAAGUCUAAUUUUUAACCUAAUUAAUAAUAAUAAUAAUUAAUAAAAAGAAAGAAAGCAAAAGGAAACAUCAGCACACACACACCCACGCAACCGAAGAGAGAGAGAGAAAGAGAGAAAGAGGGAGAGGGAGAGAGAAAGAGAGGGAAGCUGUAGGAAAAGCGCCGGAAAGGCAACUCACAUGCAAAACCAACUAAUCAGAAAGCGGCUUAAGCGAGGAGGGUUGUUUAGGUAAGAGUGAUGGUGCGUAAAAGUUAGGCUGUUUCACUCGAGAGAAAAAAAAACUCCUCCCGCCCUCGCAGCUGGUGCUGUCUGUGAGAAAAUGUAGCUUCUUGUGCAGUGCGAAUACUUCCGAUCCUUUUUCGCACCGGGAAUGUAGUGGAAGAGUGCACACCACUCUAUGAUCUGUAGAAAUUCUGCGUGCAAACGAUCGAUCGAAGUUUGUUCUGUGUUCCGAGUGAACUGUUUCGCUUCCUGUAGGUUCCCGCUCUGCUAGGUAGUUUGUUCUUUUGUUUUUUUUUUUUAAUUUUUGGUUAGUAAAUUUUUGGAACAUUUUAAUAUGGGUGCAGUCUCUGUUUGGAGAAUGCUGCAAUACAUCAGCAUGGUUAAGGAUGGGAAAGUAAUGAACGGAACUGCUACUGCAGCUGCAUGGCAAUAAUGAAUGACUGAGUUUGUAGAGAUGGUGUACUAAAACUAGGGAAGGAGAGCGCGAGAGAGAGAGAGAGGGAUAUAGUGCAGCAUAAAGCAUGUAGCAGCAUGUUGGUCAUGUUGCGGAUCAGAAAUCCCAGGGAAAAUGUUCGAGAUACGAAGGAAAAUAAUAGAUUACGUAUGUGUGUGUGUGUGUGUGGGAAGGGAACUGUAAAUGCUCUAGUUUUGUGUGUAUGUAUGUAUGUGUGUAAGCUAAAUCGUAUGCAUCCUACAUGGAUGCCACUGCGGGAGCACUAAAUGCCGCGUACAGGCAGAAAAGGAAGGAAGUCGCGAUAAGGGUUGGAUGAAGUGGAAUAAAAUAUUACAUGUAACAGAUAAUAAUUAAUUAGUAAAACUAACAAAACACACAAACACACACACACUGUGUAUAUGUGGAUGGCGUGACAUGUAGUAGAAGAACGAAGCGGCAAUAGUAAACAAACAAAACUGAUGGAAAACGAAACAAAACGCAGAGGACAGAAUGACACUGAAUUACACUUACAACCAACUAUUAAAAAACCCCCCCUAUCGAAACCUCCAAUUUUCAACCUCAAUGGCAAAUGUGGUAUAGUGUGUAUACAUAUAAAUAUUUUCUGUUUCUUCUAUUUCGAGAAGCACCAAUUCUUCUCGCAAAGAGGAUCUAUGAUAAGAAAGCGUGUGGAAAAAUUUGAUCGCCAGAGCGAAAAGAGAGCAAAAAAUGAAAAGGUGUUAGAAACAUGGCACUGAAAUUGCAAAGCAGAAAGGUUCUCAAAUUUUUACAUGAUAUUUUACGAAAACAAAAGAAAAACACACACGAAUAGGGAAUCUAGAGAGAGACUGCAAGUACACCAGAAAAGGCUGGGUAGAAAAUGUAACAUUUCAUUAGAAGGAAACAAGAAACACGCAAACAAAGCAAAACAAACAUACCAAUUCUCUUUCUUACACACCAAACCACUAGAAACACAUAUACAUUGUCCCGGCAUGUGGGACAGAAACCCCGAAUCAAUUGAUAGUUGAAAAUGGCCAGCUCUCGCUCUUCUGUCGGGAAGGAUUUUGUGGGGGGUGCAGAUAAAGGCCACAUAAAAUUAAAAAAAAAUAUUACACACAAACACGGGAACUAUACAUCCGUGGCUGGAAGAUCGGAGACGAAGUAGUGGAAAUGCAUGAAGAAGAAGAAGAAGAAGGUACACGAACGAAGGGGAACAAUUGGGAAAAGCAACUUUAAGAGAGCCAAAAAACGGGAUAAACACAGGGAUGAAGGAUAUAUUUUGUUUUUGCGGAGAGUUUGUUUGGCUUUCCCUUUACUUAUUUCGUUUGUUUAAAUAGGGGGAAUCGUUUAAGAAACGCCCGGUUUUGCUUCUUCUUCGUGUGUUUGCGCAACCGUCUAGAGUCGCGCCUGCUUAAUAAUGUAAUCUUUGUAGACAUUUUGUUUAUGUAAUGAAAAUAUGUGCCAUUUCACGUUAUGGCGUGUGUGGUACCAGGAAGCUCUCCUUCUACUUCAUUCUUUGCACUAUACUAACACACUUCUAACGCUGCGUUCCGGGUUCACUUGGGUAGGCAGAACACGCUACUGGCACGUCGGUUUCGUCCUGUUUGCAAAUGCGCAUACAACGCUAAUGCAAGUGAGGCCCGUCUGGAAUCUUAGCGUGAAAGUGAAACAAAUCAGAAACUAAGUUUGCUGCAAUAAAUUCUCCCACCACGACAGAGAAAAUGAUAGGAAGAUGCAUGGAAUUGUUGUGUAGCGAGAAGUCAAUGGACAAAGGUGCGCAAAACAUUUAGUGAACAUAAAAAAAACAUGUUGAAAAGUAGUAACACACAAGCCUACGAUGCAAGAAGCAAAAGGAUGGGUUUCGGCCUCGUUUACUCUACCCAAGGGUGCACCAAAAAAAAACGGCAGUGCAAAAUACAAAAUGGGAGAUCAGAUGAAGUAGUAGUACUGCUGCUACUACUAGGACCUACUACACAAUAGGAGUGAACGCGUGCUAGUAAAAGAGAAGGCGGAAUAGCAGUCUCACGGAAAAGGAGCUGGGAAACGAAAGGUGGAAAUUCAUAAGUAGUAACAUACAUGCAUACAUAUUAUUAGGCAUAAUUUAGGAAAGACGAAUGUGGUUCCCGACGGAUCCUUCAGCAGCAGCAGAGUGAAGGCAAAACGAAAAAAGCUGGGAACGCAAGUAAAGGAACCCGCGGGGGAACGGAUCAAUAAGAAACAGACUAUUUUUAUCGUAUCAAAUUUUGUAUACACAAGGCAGGAAUGUAAAAAGGAAAACUAUUAUAGCAAGCAAAACAAACUGGAACAAGCGUUGCGUGUGAAGGCUGCGAGAAAAGGAAGGCAAGCGAACGGUUACUGCAUAAAAAAACACACACACACAUGGUGAUAGGAUUUAGGAGGCUUAUACCUAACCACCUUCAACUGUAUCCGGGGGCUGCUGGAACUUUACCAGCCAGAGGGGGAAAAAAACACGCGACCAGGAAGGAGUAUGGUUUUGAAGAAGCGUGAAAAGCGGGGGGUAGAAAAUGGUGCGCUAAGUUACAAUAAAGUAAAAUGUACGUGAACUGUAA